UGUCGACGCUGUCCCGUCAGCAGUUCACACCCAACGUCGCUGCAGAGCGUGGGUCCUUCGUGUGGCCCACCAUGAUGUCUAGGGCUGAAGACCUACACCAUGAUACUUAGGGCUAAAGACCUACACUGAACCUUCUUAGGAGCAUCUAAGAACAUCCAAGACCGGAAGUGGAGGACAUCACGCAAGCGGGCGUCCAUUGGAGACACUCCAAGAGAGUCGGGGGGUCUCUCCGAGAUCAUUUACCGCCAACAUGUCAUCCUCGGGCAAGGAGGCCAACUACGUGGGACCUUACCGCUUGGAGAAGACGCUGGGAAAAGGACAGACAGGUCUUGUCAAGUUGGGCGUCCACUGUGUCACAUACCAGAAGGUUGCUGUCAAGAUAGUCAACAGAGAAAAGCUCAGUGAAUCUGUUCUUAUGAAGGUGGAACGAGAGAUUGCCAUUUUGAAGCUCAUAGAGCAUCCUCAUGUUUUAAAGCUGCACGACGUCUACGAAAACAAGAAAUACCUGUACCUGGUGCUAGAACAUGUCUCUGGUGGGGAACUUUUUGACUACCUAGUGAAGAAGGGUCGACUAACGCCAAAAGAAGCACGGAAAUUCUUCCGACAGAUCAUCUCAGCCCUGGACUUCUGCCACAGCCACUCGAUAUGCCACCGAGACUUGAAGCCAGAGAAUUUGCUGUUAGAUGAGAAGAACAAUAUCAGGAUAGCAGACUUUGGCAUGGCGUCUCUGCAGGUCGGGGAAAGUCUGCUGGAGACCAGCUGUGGAUCGCCGCACUACGCCUGCCCAGAGGUGAUCAGGGGGGAGAAGUAUGAUGGCCGCAAAGCAGAUGCAUGGAGCUGUGGAGUCAUCCUCUUCGCACUUUUAGUGGGCGCAUUACCUUUUGAUGACGACAAUCUGCGAAAUCUUCUGGAGAAGGUGAAGCUAGGAGUGUUCCAUAUGCCUCACUUCAUCCCUCCAGACUGCCAGAACCUUCUUCGUGGCAUGAUUGAAGUGGACGCAUCCAAGAGACUGACGUUAGAGGAUAUCCAGCAGCAUACAUGGUAUCUAGCGGGAAAGAAUGAACCUGAGCCUGAACAGCCCGUCCCCAGGAAAGUGUCUAUCAGAAUGCUGGCGACAGCAGAAGAGAUCGAUCCUGAUGUGCUCGAGAGCAUGCACUCUCUCGGCUGUUUCAGGGAUAAGGAUAAACUGACCAAAGACCUGCUGUCUGAAGAGGACAAUCAGGAAAAGAUGAUCUACUUCCUUCUACUCGAUCGCAAGGAAAGAUAUCCAAGCCAUGAGGACCAGAAUCUCCCACCGCGCAAUGAGAUUGACCCUCCCAGGAAGCGAGUGGACUCGCCCAUGCUGAGUCGUCACGGGAAGCGAAGACCAGAGAGGAAGUCGAUGGAGGUUUUAAGUGUCACAGAAGGAGGAUCACCUGUACCGGUACGACGAGCCAUGGACAUGGCAACUCACGGUCAGAGGUCACGGUCCAUCAGUGGGGCGUCCUCUGGUCUUUCCAUCAGUCCUCUCAGUAGUCCCAGGCCAAACCGGCGGUUUUUCAUCCCACCCCAAUCCCCAGACCUGUGUCAGUCCCCCAAUUGCAGCCCCACACACUCCCUUGAGAUUCGUCUUAACGGGUUGGGUCCUCGCACCCCCAACUCCUUCCAUCCAAAAAUGGGGUCCCCGCUCAUGCACCCUCGCACUCAGACCCUCCCUGCCAAAUCCAAAGUGUCCGAGAAACCACUGCAGACCACCAGGUCCAACCCGCUCCCCAGCCCAGCCCAGACUCCUUUUAAGUCUGAACCUUCUACACCCAACCAGCCUCUAAAGCCCUGUAUCCCCAACAGUCCCUGUGUGAGGCGCCACUCUCCCCUUACUGUGGCCCCUAAGAUCUCCAUUCUUCUGUCCCCUGUGCCUCCCAUGUCCCCCAUGCGCCGCCACCACCUCCACCCUGACCACAAUGGCAAAUCUUUCCCCAAUACGCAGGUGACCCCCCAUCCUUCCCCCAGAGGGAGUCCUCUUCCCACCCCUAAAGGUACCCCGGUUCACACACCAAAGGACAGCCCGACUGGAACACCCAGUCCAACGCCACCCCCCAGCCCAUCCAUCGGGGGAUUGCCUUGGAGGACUCGCCUCAACUCCAUCAAAAACAGCUUCCUAGGCUCGCCUCGGUUCCAUCGUCGGAAAAUGCAAGUUCCCACACAAGAGGACCUGUCCAGUCUAACCCCUGACUCUUCUCCCGAACUUGCAAAAAAAUCCUGGUUUGGUAACUUCAUUAACCUGGAAAAAGAGGAACAGAUAUUCAUCGUGAUCAAGGACAAACCUCUCAGCUCCAUAAAAGCAGACAUUGUCCACGCUUUCCUCUCUAUACCGAGUCUGAGCCACAGUGUCAUAUCCCAGACCAGUUUUCGGGCCGAGUACAAGUCAGCAGCUGGUCCAACUGUUUUUCAAAAGCCUGUCAAGUUCCAGGUAGACAUCACCUACUCGGAGAGCACUAGCGCCACCAAGGAGAACGGAAUCUACUCGGUCACAUUCACACUGCUCUCAGGUCCAAGCCGACGUUUCAAGCGUGUGGUGGAGAUCAUUCAGACCCAGCUGCUGAGUUCCAAUGAGCAGUCUGGCAUCCAGCCCCAGAUCUCUGGCAGCCCGUUGAGUAACUUCUUUGACGUAAUUAAACAGCUUUUUUCAGACGACAAGAACGCCCAAUCCGCCCACUCGCCCACCGCUCCCAGCUCCCCCGCCAAGCAUGCCUCCCCGGCUGCCAAGCCCGGCCAGCCACCCGCCAAUGACUCCAAAUGUCCCGCCCCCGGCAAGGACAAAUCAAAGAUGGCUGCCAACAACAGGACACAGGAGCAUCCUUAAGGAGCGCUAGCCGUGCAUGUCUAGAUGAGAAAGAUGCAAAACUAGACAAAGAAAAGCUGCUUAUACUGUCACAAAUCCACUUUUUUACUCACAAUGUAGCGUUGUUGGUCCCGCCUCUUCUGUCCCAGGGUUGGGUGGAAGGGGUGUCCUCUCCUUUCUUGUGUUUGAUAGCUUGACUUGUCUCUGCCACCAGGAAUCAUCCACAAAAACUCUUAAACUACAGCGGCCGGCCUGCUCGUCACCUUCAGAAAAAGACCCAACGUCCCGCCCCCGUCCUCGUUACUCCGUCCACCUGACUAAACUCUUCUUGGAAGACAAAGAAGCCUUAAGACAGUAAAGUUUGUCACAUCUUUUUGCUUGACUUCAAACACAUGCCUCUGGUGGACACGACUCGGUGGAGGAAGCGGAGACAGAAAGUACUUCUUCUCUGGGUUUUACAGAAGCGAAUAAUCUCUUUUGUUUUACAGACUAAAUAUUGUUUCCCCCAUAUUUUGUUCUCUCCCGUACACAUCAGAAACACACCAAAAAAAGUAACUAAUGUAAUCCUUUAUUUGGUGAUUUCUAUGCAAUAAUUCCAAGCAAAGUUGUCCAGAACAUGUACAAGACACUUGGGAGUCAAAUACUCUACAAAAUUUGACUACUGAGAAAAAACCUACAAACCAAGAGCAAAGUGAUCAAAUUAUAAUAAGAACUAAAAGUAUCCAAAAGAGAAAUUUCUUGAGCUCUAAGCCAAAAAAAAAAGAUGGGAAAGGAAGCAACGAGGCAGUUUAGGAAGACGCCAAAUAGACGGGAAAAAGUGACAACACUCCCGUCCAAAGGCAAAACCCAGUAACUCAAUUUUGGUCAAAACCGAGCUGAUAAUAAUUUUGGAGUUCCUAGGUGAUAUGCUUUACAUUAGUGUAUGCGAUAUUGUAAUUUGUUCCGUAAGUAAGCUGUUACACGCAUGGCAGGACCUAGCAACUACCACAUAACUGCGUAGAUACAACAGAAAAACCUAGUAUCUCAAGGGACCAAUCGGAGCUUCUUUGUCAGUCGGCUUAUUGUCUUUAAUGAGACAUUUGCACAAAUGGGGGCCGACGGUCAACCUGAUUAUGUGAUAUUAUGGCACGAGGGGAUAUUUGGAAGAUUGGCCCAGGACGUUGCAAGCACCUUCAUUAAAUGUAUUGUUCUUGAUUCUUCCCCUUGCAUACUCUUUUGGGCAGAUGACUGUGGAGGUCAAAAUAAAAACUGGACGCUGCUUUUGCCCAAUGUGCAAACGCAGAAUGGGGCCCACCCAAGAUUGUGAUAAAAUAUCUGGAGAAAGGGCACAUGUUCAUGAGAGCAGAUUCAAUCCAUGGCUCAAUCGGCAAGAAAAUGAAAGCUCAAGAAAACAUCUAUACGUUUGAUGACUUUGUAGAUCUUUGUAAGACAGCAUCAAGAUAGAUUGGUUUUCCUUUGUUUUCUCAAAAGCAGCUAGAAGUGAGUUACUAGGUUUUGCCUUUGGACGGGAGAACACCUCGUACAAGAGGGUUUAGAUCAGUAGGAAAUUGGAAAUUGACUUUCACUUUGACAGUUAUCGUGUUUACCAAUUCAUGACGCAACAUCAGGAGCAGUUUUCAGUACUUUGCAUUUUAGCCACGAGUACUUUUACUGAGAAUCAAAUUCACAACCAUCAGCUUGGGAAAGGAUGACUUUACCACCUGAGCUCCACUGUACUUGAACCUUGAAAUCCAUUCCUGUCAUUGAGAGUGGAAUUACAACAUUUACUUUUAGUUGCUUGUCAGCUGCCAUUGUAGCUUGUAUUCCGGCUCAUUAAAUGUGUCAGACUCCAAGUGGAAAAAAAUCGCGAAAGGGACUGAAGUUUCUUCAGAGUUCUUCAUAAGGCUUAAUCAAGAAGGUGUAAAGAGUACAACAUUUUACAAAGCGAUGAUGAGAAAAGAGGCUCUCGUAUAUAAAGCUCCAGUCCAAGGCAGUGGAGUCGAAGAAGUUUGCCUCGAGCUAUUCUUAGAGGUAUGUUUGAUGUAAUUUUUACAUUUAGUAUUUCCCAUUGAAAUAUUAUUUUAAUAUUAUUUUAAUUGUAUCUUUGUUUCGGAGUUCGUAAAUUGCGUUCUUGCUACGUGUAUCGUAAAGCAACAACUGCCCGAGUCUAAAUAGAUAUAAAAGAAAGAAAUUGAGAGCAAAAGCUAAAACAGUUAAGCGUUUACCAAAGGCAGCAAUUAUAAAUGAAGCUUUCAGCCUAUUUUGAUAUAGAAAACCAGGCGUUCUCGUAAAGAGGCGUGCAACAACAAAGCAACAUGGCCGAAACUUCCCUGGCCAUGCAGUUACAGUGAGCUGUGAUCAGUGAUGUCUCUGAAUAUCGUUCAGUGUUAACAUAAUGGGAAAAUGAAAAACUGAAUCUAUUGAAUGCUCCUCGCAGUUUUCUUCACAAGGACGCGUCCUCGCAAGACUCAAAGUUAAAUCGUGAAAUGCAACCUUACUCAAUCAAAGACAACGUACGAUUAUCUGGGAGGGUUUUGAUACAAAUUCCAUUUUUUUUUUUUCAGUUGUAAGAUCUCUUUGUGUGCUGGGAUCAUUUGUGCGCCGCUUACUGGACAGUAGUCAUGUUGGCUUGGUGAACCACCACUUUGUUGACUUCUGUUUAUAAGUCACAUGACUAGGUUGGAAACGCUUCAGUGAUUACCUCUCAAAACACCAUCAUUGAUGUCACCACAUGACCAUUGCUGGAGAAAUACUAUACAGAAACACAUUCACGCCCUACUGGCAUUGAAUCACAUCAACGGUGUACAAAAUGGGUUACUUUCUAGCACAUUUAAAAAUCAAUUAAAACACAUCAACAAUUAAAACAUAUCUUAUGUGGUACUGUCAAAAUUACCAUUGCAAAAAACAUAUUAAACGUGAAAAAAUAAAGAAAUAAACUAUUUGAACUCACGAUUUGUAGCACCCAUUUGACGCCGCAUAAAACAGUGGUACCGCUUGUAGUCGGUCUAUUCCAUUGGAAAUGGCGAGCAUUUCCCUAUUUAAUCGCCGGGACAGCUGAGCUAGCUUCCGGGGUUGGCCGACAUGGUCUCACAAGAUGUAGUUUCUCUUCAAAUAUCCUUCUUGAAAAUGGCUUUUCAUUUUGGAAUGACAAGUGAAUAUCCAAUCACAGUCUCGUUACAUCAGACUACUUGGAUAGGCUACUGUCAACAACUUGUGAUCUGAUUGGCUAUCACAACUGUCUCUCAACUCUGUGUUCUCACAUUUACCCGCUUAUGGUCCCAGUGUGUAUCCAAUCACAGGACACGUAAAUGUCACGUUCAACGUGAGGCCAUCUAAAAGGCCUUAUUGACAACAACUCGUGAUCUGAUUGGCUUUCACAAUCAUCUAUUAACUGUAUGUGCCCGGUCACUUACAGUGCACAGACGCCAGCAUUGUUGAUUCUGAAGGCUCUAGGCAGAUGGGGUACAGCAUGGCAACAUAAGCUAGCCGAAUUGUGAUUGGAUAAAAACUCUAAACUAAAAACAACAACUCUGGAAGGAGCAUAAUAUGACAUGAAGAGAAUAUGAAUACUUUUAGAUAUUUAGGGAAAGUAAAUAUAUAUAUAUUUUUUUAUCUUGAAUUAUGAUCAUGAUUUGUGGUUCUGUUAGGCCAGCAGAGAAGGCCUUGCUGGCCCUGACGCCACACCACUGAUGAAUACCAGCUGUACGCAGCAUGGAAGCUGGUAGCAAACAAUGUAGUCGUGGCACAAGCAGGAGAACACAGGUCUACACUUUGAAGAAGUAGAAAAUCUGUCGGAGAGCACAAAACUUCACUAGAUAUUUUUCACGUAAAGUACAAAAUACUUGGAAAAAAAUCCUGAAUCCAUGUGGAUCGCUCCAAAAAUCACUUCUGCUUAAUCCCAUUCUUUACACGUCCUGAAGGUUAACAUAAUCUUUUGAGCUAUGUUGCUAACUAACAGACAGUUAAAGAAACCUCAACAAACACAUAAACACCUCGUGGAAGUCAUUCAACAAAGAAUAAAUGAAAUGUUUGAUUUGUUUGGCUGUCACUUCAAAACAGGUUGCAAGCAGGUUCACUUUUGCCUCAAUCUAGAGCACAAUGCUUAGGCAGCGUCUUGUCAGUCAUCAACUGUCAUUGUCUCUGCGGGUGGAGGCGGGGUUUCUGGCAUGCACACAGAGAAGUACGACCUCGUGAAGUAAAAGUAAGCUAAUGUCGUACUAAUGAUCAGAACCGUAUUAUUUGUUCCGUAUCGUUUCCUGAAAAUGUCUAUGCUAACUAACUUGAAAACGAGAUGAUGCAUCUUCAGGUGCUAUCCCAAAUAAAUUGAAUUUAACUAAAUGACUGUGGCGAGAACAUACUGUAACCUCCUGGUAGAAAUAAUAAUCUGGCGUCUUCCUGGUGUGGACACAGGAUUUAAGAAAAGGGACAAGCAUUAGAAAAUGGAUGGAUGGAUGGAUAAUUGUUGCCUCGCUGCUCCGCCCCGUCCACCAGACUGAACCGCCUGAAACAGAGAACAGGAAACGGCAGACGGAAAACUGAACAAAGUUGCCGAGCGUAAGAGUCCGAUCUUAGUGUAUUUGUUGAAUAAAUGAAGGUGAUACUUGUGUUAGUCCCUCCAGGAUUUCGCUGGUUUUCUCGGAAAGUGGCGGCAAAAGUUGCUUAUUUUUUUACAAUAAUAUUGAAUCAACUCGUGAUUAUAUGAAUGUGCUAUUAAUAUUUGACAUAUUCCUUGUAACCCUAACCUCAAAAAGCACACAAUUUCAACACAAAUUGGAAACCAUGCAUCGUGUUGUUUUACACCACACAGACCACUAGAUGGCAGUAAAAGCAGAUACUCAGAGUUGAUAGUCAAAUGACUGUCCUGUCUUAAUUAUUUAUGACUAAUUAUUAUUGUUCGUUCUCUGCUCUGUCGUCCAUAAGUUGCAGACAUUCUCCGUGUUUAUUUUACGCUUGAAAAGUAUUAGUCCAUCUUAAACUUUCUUUUUGGUUCCAACACACUUACCCCAACACCUUGUUAAGAGCAUUUAUCAACCAUUGACAGCGAUCUAUAGUGAUCGUUUUAGUUUGUAAAUGACACACGAUGAGAGAUUAUUAUCACACUUCAACAUCUCGAACAUGUAAAUGCAGCAUUGCAAAUGAGAAUCUGUUCUCAACUGCCUUACCCUGAAAAAAACAAAGGUUAAAUAUAUUAAAAAAAAAAAAAAAAGGAAGUGAGGACACCUGUGUGUUGCUAAACAGUUAUAGACUACAUCGCCCAGAAACCUUUGGGCUUUAGACAGGAACAGGAAGUAGGUUUGAGCUGUGUGGGAGGAUGGCAAUUGUUUCAUUGGAGCAAUAAAAAGUUGUUCAAUGUUGCUGUUCCUACUUCGUCUACACAAGAAACAAACACGUUUGAUUUGAUAUUGACGUGCGUGUUUGAGCGCCGCUCACAGACAAAUUUUAAUGAGAAAACUGACGCUGAUUGGGCAAAGCUAUUGGGCCGCACAUAAUUCGUGGGAGAUUGGUUGAAUUUGCUUAAAUUGGCGGCAUAGCAAAUACCCGGAGGGACUACUUUAUGUAUUUCUUGAAUAAGUUAAAGUGACAUUUUAUGCAAUUUAAAGCACACCUGAACAGAUGAGAUUUUUUCUAUUUGUAGAGUUUUUAGGCUUGUUAAAGAUUCAUACAGUCUGCAAACAUGACUCAUAGCAGACGGAUUAAUUAUUCAUAUUUACAUUAUUUUAUGUGUUUUACAAGCACUUCCUGUGAAUGAGUGAUAGAAUCCAAUGCAUCUCCUGGUGUGAGUUUUAAUAGCAUCAUUUAUUUAUUUUAUUUAAUUGUCCCCUCUACAGUAUUUAUCUGUUUGUACUUGAUUGUAUUUUGCUUUUAAUUUAUUCUGACUUAUUUAUAAGAAAAAUGUAGAAAGUGUUUUUUUUUUUUGGUGUGUAGUUAUUGAGAGAUGUGUUAAGUUAUUUGCAGGAAUGAAUUGUGUUAAAGACACACUGUAAUAAAUAUUAGGGGAAUGAUUUACCGUCAUUCAAGAAUGUAGACGUAGCCUCGUUAAGAGAAACAAAACUUUCGUUGCUCAUUGUCAGCAUCUUUGACCCAUCCUGUAAAUAUGACAUGACCUUUGACCCCCAUGGAUUGUUAGCAUGUUUACCAUUUGUCUUUCUUUGCAUGUACAGUAGUUCUCUAAAUUGUUCUCCUCCUCUAACUUUUUUACAUGGUUUAUGUCUAUUUUUUGAAGCCUUUUUUUUUUGCUGACUGUGCAUUCCAUGACCAUGCUUUCCGUCCUGCCUACAUAUCUCUGCACCCUGUAGGAUCUCGCUGGCGACCGGAUCCUACCUCAGCUAAUCAGAGGAAAUAAAAGCAAUAUCUUUCUUUUUCUACAUUGGGAAUGAGGAGCACACUGAACGAACUCUAAUGGACUGGAAAUGUAUUCUAUUGUAUUGUUACUGUGAACAAGUAGAAGGGGAAAUAAAUAAAUCUGUUGACUUUGGAGCCGUGUGCACUUUUAUCACACUAAUAGCUCUUAUUUACGAAAGCAUUUAGAUGGCAUUUUACAAAAUAAUAUCAAUGAAAAUACAUUAAAAUAAAGAGAAUAUGAUUUGUGUGCUAGGGCUAUGAGGUUUUUCUUCCUUUGGCCUCAGUCUGGACCCCCUCUCUAGGGGCCCAGGUUUAGACUUUUUUUUUUUCUCCAUAUUAAAAGAGUGCGGGUACUAGACUGGCCUGCCUGUUGUCCAGACCUGUCUCCAAUUCAAAAUGUGUGGCGCCUAAAAUACCACAACGAAGACCCUGGAGUGUUGAACAACUUAAGCUGUACAUCAAGCAAGAAUGGGAAAGAAGUCCACCUCAAAAUCUUCAAAAAUUGGUCUCCUCAGUUCCCAAACGUUAACUGAGUGUUGUUAAAAGGAAAGGCCAUGUAACGCAAAGGUAAAAAUGCAAUGUGUUGCUGCCAUUAAAUUCUAAGUUAAUGAUUAUUUGCAGAAAAAAAGUGUAGUUUCUCAGUUCGAACAUUAAAAUAUCUUGUCUUUGCAGUCUAUUCAAUUGAAUAUAAGUUGAAAAGGAUUUGCAAAUCAUUGUAUUCUGUUUUCAUUUACCAUUUACACAACGUGCCAACUUCACUGGUUUUGGGUUUUGUACAUACAUACUGUGUAUAAAAUGACAAAUAAUCUAAAUAUAAUGUUUGUAGACGUAUAAUGUAUGCA
This is a messenger RNA of Nerophis ophidion (straightnose pipefish), 9984 nucleotides long. Its product is annotated as serine/threonine-protein kinase BRSK2-like. The record is from RefSeq and is a predicted model, not a curated record. NCBI's taxonomy places the organism in Eukaryota, Metazoa, Chordata, Actinopteri, Syngnathiformes, Syngnathidae. Gene Ontology annotation, cellular component: cytoplasm. Bases 251 to 2842 code for a protein of 863 amino acids. The transcript has 19 exons. Gene Ontology annotation, biological process: intracellular signal transduction; protein phosphorylation; microtubule cytoskeleton organization. Gene Ontology annotation, molecular function: tau-protein kinase activity; protein serine/threonine kinase activity; ATP binding.